AUUCACUUAAAUUCUUAAAUGAUUUAAAUUAUAAUUAUUGAAUAUUUGUUAUAAUUUUGAAAUUAAUUGAUUUAAUUAUUAAUAAAUAGAACUUUUAUAUUUGCCUCAUAUGUUAGGCUGUCCAUCGAGUCGACAAGUUUUAAGAAACCGACGGCAAGUGAUGGACUGACAGGCCUUUCGGGUUAUGGCAGCGAAUCGGAUGACAGUGCGGACCAAAUGGACGAUAGAUCCGAUGAAAAGCGUUCAGAAACGGAUCAAAACACCAAUAAUGGACACAAAAGCGACUCAAACAGAGAAAAGGAUUGCAAUAAAAGUAAAGACAAAAGCGUUGAACGAAACGAGAGAAAGAGUACUGAAAGGCCGCGAAAGACGUCGGAGUCGUCCGAUAGAGACCGACACCGAAGUAGUGAUCAGCGAAGGGAUAGGAGUAGGAGUCGCGAGAGGGAAAGGGAU
Molecule: messenger RNA, 453 nt
Organism: Oppiella nova
Lineage: Eukaryota; Metazoa; Arthropoda; Arachnida; Sarcoptiformes; Oppiidae
Source: the annotation of a GenBank genome assembly